UGCCGUUUGCAGUUAUUUGCGGAUUGCAGGAUGAUGGGGUUGCAGUGGCCGGUGAAGCUGGUUGUUUGUUUGGAUCGUUCCGCAGUGGCGUGAUAAGACCGGGUAAAGUUACCAGCACCCCGUCCAAAUUGCGAACGUCUUGCUAUCGUGUGGUUUUUAAGCAUUGUUAGCAAGUAGUGACACUGCUGUCAAACUGUCAAAACUAUACAACCGCGCAUUAGCAAGAAUCGGCUCGAGGAAGUAGCAAGUGAUCACGUAAUCAAGAAACAGCAGAUUUUUGGCCACGCAAUUCCAGUGCGGCCAACAUGAAAGAUCUUCCUCUCCAACGAAAAAUGCCGACAGUUGCCAGCGCAGCAAUCCCUCCUACCCGCACGUCAUCAAGACGUACGAAGGGAAAGGCCAAUCAGCCAGGCCGGUCCAUGGAAGCUGGUAAAGGAUCAUCCCGUACCAUUCAACCAUGUGAGAUAAUUGAAAUCGAAGACGAUCCCAUGGACCCGGUUCCGGGGCCGUCCGUUCCUAUUCCUUCCCAACAAGCACAGACCUCGCAACGCGUAUGUAAUGACAAGGGGAUUGAGGUGAGGAUGAACAAUCAAUCAACUCAGACUAGUGAGGCAACGGGCAAGAGCAGUCCUCGAGCCUCAAGUGCGCCACGGAAGCCUUCCCUGCAGGUAUCGAUCUUACCGCCCCAGGGUCAAUCUUCCGGAGCGAUCCUGACAAUACGUACACCAAUCGAGAUCAAGGAUGGACCUGUUGCCUGUGUCGAGGGCCAUACCUCAACGGCCCGUCCAAUAGCACCAAUACAACCAGCCGUACGCUCAACCGGUACAUCCACGGAGGCCGGUGGUGCAUCCGCUUCUUCCGCCACGCCGACCGUACCGAAGCAGCAGACCGCCUGGCAACGAGCAGUCAAUGCGAUUUCGAUGGACGACGAUGUGGACUUAACGAGCCUGGUGCAGGAACUCCAACCGUACGUAACCCGUCUGCCAACCAUCAAAAAGCUGAUGAUUUACAAAAAAAUGCUCGAAAUGGUGCAGGAAGAGUACGUAAAAGAGGUGAAGAAGCAGUGCCCGAACACUCGCACAGACCAUCCAUAAGGCUGAUCCGUUACAAUAGAAUUCAUUAAUUUUGAACACUAACUGAACUACUGUCCACCGUUUUGAACGCGUCGGAAUGCGUUCUUAAGAUAAAUAUAGAAGCCAUUGAACU
Messenger RNA from Anopheles merus, 1206 nucleotides. RefSeq lists its product as uncharacterized. NCBI's taxonomy places the organism in Eukaryota, Metazoa, Arthropoda, Insecta, Diptera, Culicidae. The coding region runs from base 306 to 1094 and encodes 262 amino acids. The transcript has 2 exons. The record is from RefSeq and is a predicted model, not a curated record.